Messenger RNA from Brassicogethes aeneus, 1912 nucleotides. NCBI's taxonomy places the organism in Eukaryota, Metazoa, Arthropoda, Insecta, Coleoptera, Nitidulidae. The record is from the annotation of a GenBank genome assembly.
AUGUUGUUCAAAGCAGUUAUUUAUUUGUUAAUUAUAAUAAAUAUAAAUAUAAACGCGUACAUUAAUAAUAAUAAAAUAGAAUCAUUAUCAACAGAAGAACAAAUUAAAUAUUAUGAACAAUUAAUUGACAAAAAAAAUGGAAAAAGUUUUUGGUAUCAAGUAGAUGAAAAUGCUGAGAGAUACAAAGCAGAUGCAUCACAAGUUAAAGAAUUUGGAGAUUUUGACUUUAUAAUUGUUGGGUCCGGAGCCGCAGGUUCAGUUCUGGCUAAAAGAUUGAGUGAAGUUCCGGAAUGGAAGAUUCUGCUAAUAGAAGCCGGAGAUUUACCGGACGAAAGUACCCGUAUGCCAGCCUUGGGCGUAGCAAAUUUGGCUUCAGAUUAUAACUGGGGUUUCUUCAGUGUUCCACAAAAAAAUGGAUGUCAAGGAUAUCAAGGAAAGAGAUGCAACAUGGCAAGAGGCAGAGGUGUAGGAGGUACCACCUUGAUAAACGGCGCCAUGUUGUCCAGGUCCAACCACAAAGAUCUAGACCAGCUAAACGCAAUUGUCGAAGGCUGGUCCUACAAGGAUAUGCUGCCUUACAUGUUGAAAUUCGAGAACCAUACUAAAACCAGAGACGAUGCCCCGUCAAAUCCCGACUAUCACAAUACCAAAGGAGAAAUGCCCUCGCAAUUCAACUCGAUCAACAAUAGUAGAACUCAUGCUUUCUAUAAGGGAUGUCAGCAGUUGGGAUACAACUAUACUGAUUACAACAGUGGCGGACAAGUGGGGUGUUCUCCCGUACAGUUUUAUAUUAAUAACGGAAGAAGAGUUGAUGCCGGAUCUGCCUUCGUCUUGCCCAUUAUGGAUAAACCCAACUUUAAACUAAUGACCAACAGUUUGGCAAUUAAAAUAAAAAUUGACCCUGCCUCAAAAAUCGCUGAGGGUGUUUAUUUUUCUUACAAAAACCAAAUCUACUAUGCUGGGGCACGUAAGGAAGUUAUUUUAUCGGCAGGUGCUAUUCAAUCUCCACAACUUCUAAUGCUUUCUGGUAUGGGACCUAAAGAACACUUAGAUAGUGUGGGAAUUAGGACGCUCUUUGACUUGCCAGUUGGCAAAAAUUUAAGGGAUCACCAUAGUAUGACUUUCGUAGCACAACAUAAUCAAACAGAUGACAACUACAAGUCUCCAAGAGAAGAUAUCGAAGAUUACAUUAACGGUCAUGGUAGACUAACGAGUGAUCAAGCAAUAGCAUCUGUAAUUUGGUUUCCUACCAAGAUUCAGGAAGAUAAAACUCACCCUGAUACAGAGUAUAUUAUAAUGCCUUACUUCUCGACAACUACCACAAUUAAUAACACCCCUCGUUAUACAUUUGCAAGCAUUUUGGCUCAGGUUUUGGGGGUUGAUUUAAGAUUUCCAUUUAUGUUGGGAGUUUUUAUUAACCUGAAGACCAAGUCAGUUGGUAGUGUGACGCUGAAAAGUAGCAGCCCCUACGAUUAUCCCCUGAUAGAUCCCAACAUAUUUGGUAAUCAAGAUGAUCUGGAACACUUGUAUCAAACUUACUUGGGAGUACAAGAACAUUUUAAUACGCCCGCAAUGAAGGCAAUUGGAGCUCAUAUGGCUAAACUCAGCGUUUCAAAAUGCAAUAAAUUUAAUGAAAAAUCUAGGAAGUAUUGGUACUGCAUUUUGAGACAUCUCGCUUUUCCUACAUACCACCCCAUUGGUACUUGUUCUAUGGGCACUGACCCUAAAAAAUCCGUGACCGAUAAAGACAUGAAGGUGCACCAUUUCAAUAAUCUAAGAGUUUGUGAUGCCAGUAUUUUCCCUUUCACACAUAGCAACAAUCCUGUUGUUAUUAUCAUGGCUGCAGCAGAAAAGUUGGCCGAUACUAUCAAGCAAUCUUAUCUAUAUAAAGCUUAAAUAAAAAUCUUAUUAA